AUGGCCUCUUGGCCGUGGCCGAGGAUAGCCAAUCCUUAUUGUAAGGAGGUCAAGGCGGAAUCAGAGGAGUGGCUGAAGAGCUUUCAAGCUUUCACUCCGCAGUCCCAAAUUGUUUUCGAUAGGGGAGACUUUUCCAUACCAGGCCUUUUCUCCGCGCUGCUGUAUUCAAGCUGCAUGAAGGAACAUUUGCGCCUCGGCUGUGACUUGACGCAUAUAUUCUUCGUCAUCGAUGAGUACACCGACAUUGAAAACGAACCCGGAUGUCGAGAGAUGAUAGACAUGGCAAUUGAUGCUCUUGAGAAUCCGAGGAAGUCUCGCCCGGAAGGAGAGAUCCCACUGGGGGAGAUCAUCAGGCACCUAUCCUUGGAGCUCGACUUGAGCGUUCCCGACGAGAUCUUCUAUCAUCCCGUCAUUGUCGAGUUAUCAACGUGUAUUACUGACCUGACACUAGUCGAUAACUACCACGCUCGGGUCGAGUCCAAGUUCAUCGAGGGGUUGAAGAAUUUGCCAUCAUGGGGCGCCGAAGUCGACACACAAGUGACCGAGUACCUUACCAGGUCGCCAAUUGGCCCCGUGCCAAUUACUGUUGGAGUUUCGAGUCUCAUUGCUACUUCGGCGAUAAGGGUCUGGAGGUGCAAAGAACUCGACGGGUGGCACUUCUGCCAAAGAUUCAGCGUGACCUCAGCCACCGCAGGGAACAAGUCGUCGUGCCGCUGGUCGAGUGAAGCGAGAGAAUAUGACCGAGGUGAACGUUCCCAAAUGCACACGACGAAAGCGAAGAAAACGAAUUGCCCAAUGGAAGAGGUGCAAAGUUCGAAAGCGAAGAACGGAGACCUGAAACCUCUAGUCGUAACCGUCGUUGAAGUCCGCGUUCAAGUCCAGACUGGGCAUGUCUCCUAAAUGCAGUUCGUGCUCCGGGCGUAAGUGCAGACUACCUGGCGAGCCGGUCACAAUAGAGAAGUUGGCAGUGGUGGGAGAUAUAUUCCCUGCGGAUGGUAUGGAAUGCUUGUGUUUGUGCUCGUGUUGAGCACCGCCUAGCUUUGCGAGAACAAGUGUUGGAGAUGAGGGAGAGGGCGCGCGACUCGAGAACGCAAUCGAAUGGUCCCCUGCAUCGGCCUCCUCGUGCAUGAGGAUCGACAUAUUACUAGGUGGACCAGGGAACAAGGAGGAAGUCGUGCUCAUGCGCUUGCGACGUUUGUCGGCAAAUAGCUCCGCGUCCCCGGGUGUUUCAGGUGAGGAGAUGGCCCGCUCGGGAGAUGAGAACUCUGGUGAAGCGUCAAUGUCAGGACGUAGGCAGGAGUUUAGUCGUGACUG
Postia placenta MAD-698-R-SB12 is the source of this 1314-nucleotide messenger RNA. RefSeq lists its product as hypothetical. The record is from RefSeq and is a predicted model, not a curated record. The transcript is spliced from 6 exons. Bases 1 to 900 code for a protein of 299 amino acids. Lineage: Eukaryota; Fungi; Basidiomycota; Agaricomycetes; Polyporales; Adustoporiaceae.